Aspergillus ibericus CBS 121593 is the source of this 399-nucleotide messenger RNA. RefSeq lists its product as uncharacterized. Lineage: Eukaryota; Fungi; Ascomycota; Eurotiomycetes; Eurotiales; Aspergillaceae. The transcript is spliced from 2 exons. The record is from RefSeq and is a predicted model, not a curated record. The annotation marks the transcript as partial.
GUCACCUUCAGCGGGCUUGACGAAUGCAUCAAUGCAAACCUCUCCGGAAACACACUCCAUUAUACUCGAAAUCAGCUCGCAGAUAUCCUGGAUGCCAUCGAGUACCGCAUCAGGGACGGUUAUCCACCAAUUUAUGGUCUGAAAGAGUACAUGUGGCUUCCAGAUCAUCUUAUGCAGCGACAGGAAUUCUGCCACUGCGUGGAGUGGGUCUGGGUGGUUAUCUGGCGGUAUGCGGAGAUUGGCUAUAUCGAGACGCUCUCUACGGACGGAAUUCCAUUUGACAAAAUACUGGAUCACCUGCUUGAACGCCAGUCCAAUGCUAUAAUCAGUUCUGGAACCGGCCGCCUACUUGAAACUGGUACAACUCAGGGUCCCUCUGGUGGUGAAGAUAGCAAUUAG